AUGACAACCUCUAACCAUCGCAGCCGUGGCUUGCCCUUCCUCCAUCGGAACUGGCUUCAAGCCACCAACCAUUGGGAAUCUAAGAUGAGCAACAAGCUCUCGUCGCAACCACACGAUUCCAACGACAGGCCCCCAAAAGACGAUUCCCAGACACAGCGCACAGCAAAGCGUCGCCGGAUCGACAAUGGUUACGAUGGGUUUCCGUUGUUCGAAGGGUAUGGCGCAGCCCAACGUGCGCUUCGAAUCGAGCUUCUCAAGGUCAGCCACAAGGAUUCACCUCGCCUCAAGAACGGCAUCUUAAAUGGCGUCAUUGCCCCGAAUGUGCGCGACGUUAUUUAUGUCAAGGCUCGCUGCAAGCUCACCAUCUGCGGCUUCAGGGGCGGCGAACCAGUUGUCCUGCAUGUCGAUAGCCAAGUCUGCGGCCUCCGCAUCUUCAAACAUCCCCCGGGCUCAGCCCCCAUUGCGCGGUUCUCCUCUAUUCGACCAUUUCACAUUCCAGAGGAAAAGAUCUUUCUCGAGCGCGACGACGAUGCCGUCUUCGGCCUUGCCAAUACGUACUCUGUGCUUCUUGAGCUUGAGUCAGCCGGUGAUGUUAACUGGCCACCUACGGACUUAGUGCCGGUCAGCGAUGAGGAGAAAUUUUACAACAGAGGCCUGCCGCCGCGUCACUGGGUCUUGACAGCCAGCAUUUCAGAUAUAUUCAACAACCGUAAUCGCAAGUCAAUCCGCCUUCGGGUCAAGAAGCACAAGCAACUCCUCAAUGAUGUUGAUGUUCCCACCAACUUCCUCAUCGACUUGGACGUUCGGUGGCUGACUGCGCUGUCUCACCGAGCAAGGUCAAGAGAGCUUGCUAAGGACAUCCAACCUUCCAUCUCGGUGUUUGAUCCUCACGAGCUCGCCACACCGUUUGCGGGCGGCGGCCCCCCCGCCGACCCCCCUGUUGCCGGUACCGCCGGUGGGCAACAGCAGGUGGGCCCCCAGACAAAUGUAACGAGCGAGGGAGGGCUUGCGUUAAAUGGGCACCUCAAUGGGUCUGGGCUUGAUCCAGCAGACGAGUUUGCCGAGGGCGAGCUCACCCCGAGUCGUUCUCGGCGGACGAGGCAAGAUAUUAACUACAACGUGAAGCAGAUGUGGAACAAUGCGGUCGGCAAGGAAACAAGGAAACGUCGGAAGCUUGGUGAAGAGCACAGCCAAGUUGACGAGCACACAGUCACGUAUUUGCUUCCACCAGAACAAGUCCAGACAGAGAGGUUUGCCUGUCUCUUGUGCGGCGCCGAGAACGACCGUCUCAGCCAGCUCCGUGCUCAUUAUCUGAGCCACCCGCAGUACGACUUCCACUUUGAGUUCCGGCCGAAAGCGGGAUACUGUGUCACCGUGAAGCCCAAUGCCAAUAGCUUUGGCUCGCCCUUGCGUCCCAAAGUGUACCAGCUUGGUCUCCCGGUUAAACCUUUGGAUCUCGAAAAAUAUGUGAAUGGUGACGAUUCCUGGGUCACCUCUCGCCUCGGCCCGGAUAACGGCCGUGAAGUUUUCCAAGACAAUGCUCCGCAAGGGGGCCACCCGAAAUCAACCAUCAAGCGAACCCAGCGCAAGGUCCUAGUCCCCAAGACUAAACAACCCCUUUUUGACCCCCUCAGUAAAGUCCAGCUCCCAGCUGGGACGGUCAUUCCCCAGCGUCCCCUUGACGACUCUUGGCUCCUUCUCAAGCACCGCGACAAUCUGCAGGAUUUCAUCGACCUCAACGCCGCUGAAAAGGAAUACUUACAGGAAUGGGAUGCCUUCAUUAUGCGCCAACACUUGUCGUCCCAGGAAUACUUGCCACGUCAUUUCCUGCGCUUUGUGCACGAGCACGCGGCCUGGCUGGUCGAAGUGCGUUCGCGAGCUGAUGAGUUCAGCAAACAUGCCGCGACGCUGCUCACCCGUCGCAUGCUGCCUGACACCGUCAUUUUCGAGGCUACUCAACUCGUGAAUGACGCGCGGAAUAGGCGGGCUGCGAUGGCUGAGGCAUCGGAGACAGCAAGCAAUAUGUCUUCAAAGGAAAGAGGGACUGCACAGGCACUACUCCCCGCCCCGGCCACAGCUAGGAACAAGGCUUCGGGCGGGUGCUGCGCCAAGUGUGCUGAGCCCGUGCCUAUGGGUAGCUUGCUUGUUUGUUCCAACAAGGCUUGCAAAAAACGGCUGUACCACAAGCACUGCGUGGAGAACCCAGAAGCGGCGGUAAAGGCAAGACGGAGGUGGAAGUGCGCCGCUUGCUUGUAG
This is a messenger RNA of Dichotomopilus funicola, 2256 nucleotides long. RefSeq lists its product as uncharacterized. The coding region runs from base 1 to 2256 and encodes 751 amino acids. The transcript is spliced from 4 exons. Gene Ontology annotation, cellular component: nucleus; RSC-type complex. The record is from RefSeq and is a predicted model, not a curated record. Gene Ontology annotation, molecular function: chromatin DNA binding. NCBI's taxonomy places the organism in Eukaryota, Fungi, Ascomycota, Sordariomycetes, Sordariales, Chaetomiaceae.